This is a messenger RNA of Schistocerca serialis cubense, 1926 nucleotides long. RefSeq names its product high mobility group nucleosome-binding domain-containing protein 5-like. NCBI's taxonomy places the organism in Eukaryota, Metazoa, Arthropoda, Insecta, Orthoptera, Acrididae. Bases 1 to 1926 code for a protein of 641 amino acids. The record is from RefSeq and is a predicted model, not a curated record. The transcript is spliced from 2 exons.
AUGAACACCACGACUCCCAACAUUACGACGAGCUCCUCUGAGUACGAUCAUUUUCAGAGAAGGCAAGGAGAAGAAGGCAAGGAGAAGAAGGCAAGGAGAAGAAGGCAAGGAGAAGAAGGCAAGGAGAAGAAGGCAAGGAGAAGAAGGCAAGGAGAAGAAGGCAAGGAGAAGAAGGCAAGGAGAAGAAGGCAAGGAGAAGAAGGCAAGGAGAAGAAGGCAAGGAGAAGAAGGCAAGGAGAAGAAGGCAAGGAGAAGAAGGCAAGGAGAAGAAGGCAAGGAGAAGAAGGCAAGGAGAAGAAGGCAAGGAGAAGAAGGCAAGGAGAAGAAGGCAAGGAGAAGAAGGCAAGGAGAAGAAGGCAAGGAGAAGAAGGCAAGGAGAAGAAGGCAAGGAGAAGAAGGCAAGGAGAAGAAGGCAAGGAGAAGAAGGCAAGGAGAAGAAGGCAAGGAGAAGAAGGCAAGGAGAAGAAGGCAAGGAGAAGAAGGCAAGGAGAAGAAGGCAAGGAGAAGAAGGCAAGGAGAAGAAGGCAAGGAGAAGAAGGCAAGGAGAAGAAGGCAAGGAGAAGAAGGCAAGGAGAAGAAGGCAAGGAGAAGAAGGCAAGGAGAAGAAGGCAAGGAGAAGAAGGCAAGGAGAAGAAGGCAAGGAGAAGAAGGCAAGGAGAAGAAGGCAAGGAGAAGAAGGCAAGGAGAAGAAGGCAAGGAGAAGAAGGCAAGGAGAAGAAGGCAAGGAGAAGAAGGCAAGGAGAAGAAGGCAAGGAGAAGAAGGCAAGGAGAAGAAGGCAAGGAGAAGAAGGCAAGGAGAAGAAGGCAAGGAGAAGAAGGCAAGGAGAAGAAGGCAAGGAGAAGAAGGCAAGGAGAAGAAGGCAAGGAGAAGAAGGCAAGGAGAAGAAGGCAAGGAGAAGAAGGCAAGGAGAAGAAGGCAAGGAGAAGAAGGCAAGGAGAAGAAGGCAAGGAGAAGAAGGCAAGGAGAAGAAGGCAAGGAGAAGAAGGCAAGGAGAAGAAGGCAAGGAGAAGAAGGCAAGGAGAAGAAGGCAAGGAGAAGAAGGCAAGGAGAAGAAGGCAAGGAGAAGAAGGCAAGGAGAAGAAGGCAAGGAGAAGAAGGCAAGGAGAAGAAGGCAAGGAGAAGAAGGCAAGGAGAAGAAGGCAAGGAGAAGAAGGCAAGGAGAAGAAGGCAAGGAGAAGAAGGCAAGGAGAAGAAGGCAAGGAGAAGAAGGCAAGGAGAAGAAGGCAAGGAGAAGAAGGCAAGGAGAAGAAGGCAAGGAGAAGAAGGCAAGGAGAAGAAGGCAAGGAGAAGAAGGCAAGGAGAAGAAGGCAAGGAGAAGAAGGCAAGGAGAAGAAGGCAAGGAGAAGAAGGCAAGGAGAAGAAGGCAAGGAGAAGAAGGCAAGGAGAAGAAGGCAAGGAGAAGAAGGCAAGGAGAAGAAGGCAAGGAGAAGAAGGCAAGGAGAAGAAGGCAAGGAGAAGAAGGCAAGGAGAAGAAGGCAAGGAGAAGAAGGCAAGGAGAAGAAGGCAAGGAGAAGAAGGCAAGGAGAAGAAGGCAAGGAGAAGAAGGCAAGGAGAAGAAGGCAAGGAGAAGAAGGCAAGGAGAAGAAGGCAAGGAGAAGAAGGCAAGGAGAAGAAGGCAAGGAGAAGAAGGCAAGGAGAAGAAGGCAAGGAGAAGAAGGCAAGGAGAAGAAGGCAAGGAGAAGAAGGCAAGGAGAAGAAGGCAAGGAGAAGAAGGCAAGGAGAAGAAGGCAAGGAGAAGAAGGCAAGGAGAAGAAGGCAAGGAGAAGAAGGCAAGGAGAAGAAGGCAAGGAGAAGAAGGCAAGGAGAAGAAGGCAAGGAGAAGAAGGCAAGGAGAAGAAGGCAAGGAGAAGAAGGCAAGGAGAAGAAGGCAAGGAGAAGAAGGCAAGGAGAAGAAGGCAAGGAGAAGAAGGCAAGGGAAAGAGUAA